GACCGAACAUCGAACUUCCCGUCCCACGUCAACCUCCACCCUUCCCGCCCAAUAGCAACAGCAUACACUCGCAAUGGCUCCUCCCAAAUCCAGAAAGGUCGCCGUUCUCGGCUCUCGCUCCGUCGGUAAAUCCUCCCUCACCGUCCAAUUCGUCGAAAAUCACUUUGUCGAAUCAUACUACCCUACAAUCGAAAACACCUUCUCCAAAACAAUCAAGUACAAGAACCAAGAAUACGCGACCGAAAUCAUCGACACGGCCGGCCAAGACGAGUACUCCAUCUUAAACUCCAAACACUCGAUCGGUAUCCACGGAUACGUUCUCGUGUACUCCGUUGCGUCCAAGUCGUCUUUCGAGAUGGUCAAGAUUAUCAGAGACAAGAUUCUGAAUCACACGGGGACGGAUUGGGUUCCGAUCGUGGUUGUGGGAAACAAGAGUGAUUUGCACAUGCAGAGGCAGGUUAGUGCGGAUGAUGGGAAGGCAUUGGCUCAGCAGUGGAAUUGUGCGUGGACGGAGGCGAGUGCGAGACAUAAUGAGAAUGUUGCCCGCGCAUUCGAACUCGUUAUUGCUGAGGUUGAGAAAUCCGCAAAUCCGCAGAACCCUCCCGAGAAGGGGUGUGUCAUUGCGUAA
Saitoella complicata NRRL Y-17804 is the source of this 628-nucleotide messenger RNA. Its product is annotated as ras-2. The transcript has 3 exons. NCBI's taxonomy places the organism in Eukaryota, Fungi, Ascomycota, Saitoellomycetes, Saitoellales, Saitoellaceae. Gene Ontology annotation, biological process: small GTPase-mediated signal transduction. The record is from RefSeq and is a predicted model, not a curated record. Bases 74 to 628 code for a protein of 184 amino acids. Gene Ontology annotation, molecular function: GDP binding; GTP binding; GTPase activity. Gene Ontology annotation, cellular component: plasma membrane.